Molecule: messenger RNA, 1752 nt
Organism: Adineta ricciae
Lineage: Eukaryota; Metazoa; Rotifera; Eurotatoria; Adinetida; Adinetidae
Source: the annotation of a GenBank genome assembly
AUGUCAGAUGAAAUCAAUUCUCUGCCUAAUACUACUCACGGUAAUCAAGCAUUACUCAUCAAUCAAUCUGAAAAUGAAGCAACCGAUCUGGCUGUGUGUGUUGAAGGUGCAUGGAAAAAUUAUGGCUACUGGUGGAAAUCAAUGACAGCUUUACAUGAUGUGACUCUUCAUGUUCCGACCGGAUUUAUAUAUGGUUUGCUAGGUCCAUCUGGGUGCGGGAAAACGACUCUAUUGAGAUGUCUCGUUGGUCGUUUACAACUUAAUCGUGGCGAAGUUACUGUACUUGGACAACGACCUGGUGCUCGAGGGCAUCAAGUACCUGGACGUGAUGUUGGUUUUAUGCCACAAGAAACCGCGCUCUACAAAGAUUUUUCAAUCUCGGAGAUGCUCCAUUAUUUUGGUCAUCUUCAUAAUAUGAAUAGAAAAGAUAUUUUGUCGAGAGAAAAAUUUCUCCUUUCAUUUCUUGAUCUACCUUCUCGUACAAAAAAGAUUACUCAAUUAAGCGGUGGCCAACAACGUCGUGUAUCAUUAGCAUGUGCACUACUUCAACAGCCGCAAUUAUUAUUACUCGAUGAACCAACUGUUGGCGUUGACCCACUUCUCAGAGAAAAAAUUUGGAGUCACCUUAUUCAUAUUUCUAAAACAAGUCGAACAACGAUUAUAAUCACAACUCAUUAUAUUGAAGAAGCACGAAAAGCUAAUCGAGUUGGUCUAAUGCGAAGUGGUCGAAUGUUGGCUGAAGAUGAGCCAACACGUUUACUAGCCAAAUAUAAUCAAACGAGUUUGGAAAAUGUCUUUCUCAAUCUAUGUCGUGAAGAUCAAAAUCGUGUUCAGCAAAGUCCAAAGAACAGUAUAGAUAAAACUGAUCCAACUGAUAAUCAAGAUGCUCCCGAGACUCCUCACUCACCCGUUCUUGACUUGACAACGGGAGAAACACCAUAUUCACAAAUUCGCAGAAAAGAACUAGUAAAAAAUCCGGUACUACGCGCCAGGCGAGCUGCAGUUGAUUGUUGUAUUUGUCCCCAGAUGCAUAAGAUUUAUGCAUCUAUGGUCAAAGACUUGACAAUGAUUAAAAGAAGCAUUGGGUUUUUAAUUUUUCAAUUUUUCAUUCCUGUUGUACAAAUUUCCCUUUUUUGUCUUUGUAUUGGUCGUGAUCCUCAACAUAUUCCUAUGGCACUCUACAAUAGUGAAGCAGUACAUGGAUUUCCGACUGGAAAUCUAAGCUUACAUCUGCUCAAUAAAAUCAAUCCUAAUCAAAUUCAUUUCCAAUCUUUUAAUGAGUUGAACAAAGCUGUCGAUGCUGUUAAAGAAGGUCAUUAUUGGGGUGUCGCAGUAAUUAGGUACAAUUUCUCUCAAGCCAUUAAGCAUAAACUAAUUUCAAUGAAAACUGAUCCAGCAACUCUCAAUGCAUCGUCCAUUCAUUUGCACCUCGAUAUGACAAAUCAACAAGUCUCUUUCGUGAUGCAAAAUGUCAUAUUGACUAGUACUCAAUUGUUCUUGAAAGAUAUUCUAGCUGAACAUAAGGUCGAUCCAGCACUUGCUGAUCCACCUGUUAUCAUAGAGAAUCCAAUAUAUGGGGCAAAAGUUCAAAAUUUUCUCAAUUUUGCUGCACCGGGCAUGAUGAUAUCGAUCAUAUUCUUUUUGGCAAUUGGUUUAACAGCAUUGAUAUUCGUGGUAGAAAAGAAAGAAGGUCUUCUCGAACGCAGUUGGAUUGCAGUUUAUCCAAAUUAUUUUAAUGAUUGUUUUUGCUGA